AUGACAACUUCACCUACAAAAACGAAACAAAAAUUGUCCCUGCGAAAACGCCUGUUUGUCAAGAAAUCACCGAAAGUUGGGUGCUUCGUCGAUACAGAUUCCAAUGACGAAUUCGCGCAGAGUUCGUCUCGACCUAUCUCUCCUGCGGAUCCCUUCUUAGCUCAAAGUGCUCAUAAUGCCGACCACAGCAUAGAAGCGUCGAACCAUCCAAACUCUUCAGCAGAACCACUGUAUAAUAAUGUAAGUCAUUCAGCACCCAAUUACCAUCACGAAGACGACAGUAAUCCGAAGUGCUGUCGAACAUUCUUCAGACGAUCACGCCCUAAAAGCCUCGUCGACAACCAGAUUCUUAAAGACGAGGCUCGAUCAGUAACAGGUAGUCCAGAGAAUAAUUCCAACAGCAUAAGUGAUCAAACUAUCUGUUCACAAACAAAAUCUGAAGAAAUACCUAAAGCUACAGUGAAGUUCCCUAAAAGUGAUGAUGCUAAGAAAUGCUUUGAGCACUCUGGAUCAUUUGAAGGGAUCAAACCAAAGAGUAAAUUAUUUGUUAAGAGAUUAUCAGCUGAUCAUUUGAUAUCGAAUGAGUCAAAGCCGUUGUACCGCGCCUCGUCGCCUGAGAGUGAUAGGAGUAGCUCUUUAGAUCGAAAAAGAAGAAAUUACCUAUAUGGUCGUCUUGCAUCCCAUUCUCUUCUUGGAGCUGCUGAGCUAGAGCAUGUCUUCCCAGAUAGAGAAGUCAAAAUAUUUGUCGGAACAUGGAAUAUGAAUGGACAACCACCACCCAAGGAAUUAGCUGAUUUUAUCUUCCCAAAUCAAGUGACCCAUGUACCAGAUAUAUUUGCAAUUGGAACACAAGAGUCAUUUUCAGAGCGAACAGAAUGGGAGAUAACAAUUCAGGAAGUAUUGGGACCAUCGCAUCUGUUGCUGCAUUCAUAUUAUUUAGGCACAAUUCACUUAAUGAUAUUUAUAAGAAGAGACCUCAUUUGGUUUUGUUCUCUCCCUGAAGAUGCAAGUUUGUCAGUACGACCUGGUACAGCCUUUCGAACUAAAGGAGCUGUUGCUAUCUCCUUCGCACUGUUCGGUUCCACAUUCUUAUUUGUAACGGCCCAUUUGACUGCACACCAAGAGAAGGUUAAAGAACGAGUUUCUGAUAUCAAAAGGAUAAUUAGGUCUAUAGAUUUACCAAAGAAUUUGCCCUGUCGGCAUAAAAGUAAAGACGUCACAAAUAAUUUCGACUACGUGUUUUGGUGUGGAGACUUAAACUUCAGAUUGGGGGAACCUAGAGCUGCGCUGAUGCGAUGGAUAGAACAAACUGAAUUCCCGUUACCACAUCACCUGCCGCAUGGGCUACUUCAUGCGGAUCAGUUGACUGCGGUCUUAGAAGAUGGAGCAGCCUUCCGAGACUUUAGGGAGGCACCCAUCACCUUUCCUCCUACUUACAAGUACGAUCCUGGCAGUCAACAAUUUGACACGUCGAGCAAACAAAGAGCACCGGCUUACACAGACAGGAUAUUGUACAAAGCGAGAUCGAUGACCACUAAUUCGUCAUCUGCGUUUUCCGUGGUUGCAGGUCUGCGGCGGAUCAGCUCGGUGCCAGUUACGUCUGGCGUCAAAUGCUUGGCGUACAACAGCGUGCAAUCUGUGUGUACCAGCGACCAUAAGCCGGUUUGGGGACUGUUCUCAACUAUGCUGCGACCAGGGACUGAUGUCGUACCCUUAGCAGCUGGUUUGUUCAACCGCGAAGUUUAUCUCGAAGGUAUCAAGCGUAGAAGAGCUCUCCUCGACCAUGCUCCAGGCACUUCCGCGGUCCUGAGAGGAGAGAUGACUGCGACAGAAUAUUUACAAGAAAGAAUUCUCAAAAGUACUGUUGUAUGCAACAUCUUAAAUAUAAGGUGAACAGACUGGCAGUUUACGCCAUUUAUACAGAUAACAAAUAUAUUUUUAUUUCAUAAAGUCGUUGCUUAUGGUUGCUGAAUGAUUUUAAUAAAGUCAGUAUGUAUGUGCCUAUUCGCUAGAGCAAUUUAUAGUAGAUUUUUUGUCGCAGUUAUCUAGUCUUUAGUAUUAAAUGCAUUAAUAAAUUAUGAUUUUCAUUCAAUGAAAUAAUUGUAUUGUCAUAAUGUGAAAUAUAUUGCUAGUCCAUAUUUUAUAGAUAUACUUAAGUUAUUAACUUACUUAAGACAAACAAAUGUUAUGCUAAAUAUAGUUAACUUUCCUCGCUAAUCUGUGUUUAAUUUACACCAUCAAACAUAAAAAUAAAACAUUGCUAUCUAAAUUAAUUAUUUGACUUCAUAAUUAUAAUAAUGUCUUUAAUUAAUUCGAUUUGGUUUCGUACAACAAUCUCUACUCAUUUCAGUAUUGUUUAUUUUUCACUAUGCAAUGCAUAGUAAAGCAACAAGCAACGCAACCUAAUCAAUUCUCAAAUAAAUAAUUAAACACAUAACGCUCACAAGGUAAGUACUACAAAAAU
Molecule: messenger RNA, 2464 nt
Organism: Spodoptera exigua (beet armyworm)
Lineage: Eukaryota; Metazoa; Arthropoda; Insecta; Lepidoptera; Noctuidae
Source: the annotation of a GenBank genome assembly